AUGGGCUCAUUCAAUUCUUCCCAUAUCCAACAAGAAGAAAAAGAAGAUCAUCAAAACCACCCAAACAACAACAAUAUCUCAGAUCUACAACUAUACCACCACCACCACGACGUUUCUGAUCAGCCUCCAUUGAUUAUGUCAACAUCUCCAAACAUUUCACCAACCCACCUCCGCCACUUACUCAUUACCUGCGCCGAGCUCAUUUCCCACCUUGACUUCCCUUCCGCCAACCGCCUCAUUUCUCUCUUAUCCUCAAACUCCUCUCCCUUCGGAGACUCCACCGAAAGAUUAACCCACUAUUUUGUCAAAGCCCUCUCUUUCCGCCUCAAUACAAACCCUAAUUACUCUCACACUACUAUCUGCCCAAUGACAGCGCUCACAACUGCCGCCAGUGCGUCCGCGUCCUCCUCCUCCAACUACUUGUUUCCGCCGAUGUUACUCGAGGAGGAGGACGACAACGAGGAGACACUCCACUCGUGUUACCUAACCCUAAACCAGAUAACCCCAUUCAUCCGGUUUAGCCACUUGACGGCCAAUCAAGCCAUCCUCGAAUCCAUAGACUCAUCUCAUCUCUCAAUCCACAUCCUCGACUUCGACAUCAUGCACGGCGUCCAGUGGCCCCCACUUAUGCAGGCCCUCGUCGAGCGUUCCUACAACUCACCACUCCACCCACCUCCCACGCUUCGAAUCACAGCCACCGGCCGCGACCUCACCCUCCUCCUCCGAACCGGUGAGCGUCUCUUGAGAUUCGCUCAGUCACUUGGCCUGGCCUUCCAAUUCCACCCCCUUGUCCUAAACAAUGCAGCCCGGCCGUCGGACUUAAUCUCCCCCUCAACCCUCGGCCUCCACCAAAACGAAGCCCUAGCCGUCAACUGCGUCCUCUACCUCCACACCCUAGUUACGGACGACUCACGUGACCUCCUCCUCUUUCUCCAGAAGAUCAAGUCAUUGAACCCAAAAGUCUUCACCGUCGCCAACAAAGAAGCCAACCACAACAACCCCCUCUUUUUUAACCGCUUCGUGGAGGCUCUCGACCACUACGGCGCCGUCUUUGAGUCCCUCGAGGCGACGCUGCCGCCCAACAGCCGGGAGAGGCUGGCGGUGGAGGAGUGGUUGGGAAGGGAGGUUAAAGACGUGGUGGGAGUCGAAGGAGAGAAGAGGAAGCAGCGGCACGAGAGGUACGAGACGUUUUGGGAGGUGGUGCUGCGGAGGGCGGGGUUUGAGAAUGUGGCUUUGAGUCCGUUUGCGCUUUCGCAGGCGAAGCUUCUGUUGCGGCUUCAUUAUCCUUCUGAGGGUUACCAGCUGAGGAUUCUCAAUGACUCUUUUUUCUUAGGUUGGCAGAAUCGUCCCCUUUUCUCUGUUUCUUCUUGGCACUAA
Molecule: messenger RNA, 1377 nt
Organism: Malus domestica (apple)
Lineage: Eukaryota; Viridiplantae; Streptophyta; Magnoliopsida; Rosales; Rosaceae
Product: scarecrow-like protein 18
Biological process (GO): regulation of DNA-templated transcription; meristem initiation
Cellular component (GO): nucleus
Molecular function (GO): DNA-binding transcription factor activity; sequence-specific DNA binding
Source: RefSeq, marked provisional